AUCCCAUAACACAAGCAAAGCUUGACUCUCUCUCUCCCAACUGACUCUUUCUCUAAACUGACUCUCUCUCUCUCUCUCUCUCAACUGAUCGGAACAGAAGAUCGAUACAAUAAACAACAUGUCUCUCGCCGUAGCAGUAGCGAACUCUCCUGUAUUUUCACCGUCACACAGAGUCUCAUCAAUCUUCUGCAAACCCGCUAUUUCUUCUCCUGUGAACCUAAGCCUCCAUGGAUCAUCACCAUCAACGCCGUCCUCGUCUUCUCCAGUUCCGUUGUCUCCUUUAACGCUUCGGCUUCACAAUCACAAGCAGCUCAGUGGGUUCCAUAGAGAUUCUUCUAAGGAAGCCCCAAUUUUUUGUUCUUCUUCGUCGUCAGUUUCAACGUCGGCGGCCCUUUUGAAGAGGAAGAGACCGGCGAGGAUCAACAUUCCGAUUGCUCCGUUGAGUUUCGACGCCGCCGUAGGGACGACGGCGGCCGUGGAUAGGCUGAGUGAGGUGGAGGUCGAAGGGGAUGGGUACUCUGUGUAUUGCAAAAGAGGGAAAAGGGGUCCUAUGGAGGAUCGCUAUUCAGCCCUAGUCGAUAUUCAAGGCGAUUCUAAACAGGCAUUCUUUGGUGUUUUUGAUGGGCAUGGAGGAGCACAAGCUGCUGAAUUUGCGGCGAAAAACUUGGAUAGGAACAUUAUGAAUGAAGUGAAAAGGAGAAGCAACGGAGAAAUCAAAGAGGCAAUCAGACACGGUUACUUGACCACGGAUGAGGAGUUUUUGAAGGAGGAUGUUGGAAGUGGAACUUGCUGUGUGACAGCAUUGUUACGGAAUGGCGAAUUAGUGGUCUCAAAUGCUGGCGAUUGUCGAGCUGUUAUGAGCCAUGGAGGAAUUGCUGAGGCCCUCACAAUUGAUCACCGACCUUCGUGUAGUGAUGAAAGGGACAGGAUCGAAAGACUGGGUGGUUAUGUGGAUUGUCGCAAUGGUGUUUGGAGAAUACAAUGUUCUCUUGCUGUAUCAAGAGGACUCGGGGAUCGACACCUUAAACAAUGGGUUAUAGCUGAACCAGAGACAAAAAUUUUGAGGAAUACACCUGAAUGCGAGUUCUUAAUCCUUGCUUCUGAUGGACUUUGGGACAAGGUUAGUAAUCAAGAGGCAGUAGACGUAGUUCGCUCUUUAUGCGUAGGUCUUGAUAAUCCGGAGCCAUUGUCUGCAUGUAAAAAGCUUGCUGACCUAUCAGCAACGAGAGGUUCCGCAGACGAUAUAAGUGUGAUUGUGAUUCAAUUAGGCCACUUCGCUGAGUGAUUCAUUGUAGGAGGUAGUAAUUCAGUUCGUGGACAGGCAAGUUAUUUAGCUGCAAGUGUUUUGUUUUAUCUAACCUGCAGCCUGAGAGGAAGCCUGUCAACCUAGAUCCUUGUAGGAAUUUUUACUACUUAAUAGUAAAAUGCCAUCAAUGAUGGUUCUGAUUUUAACAAUGACACUCAUUAUCCACAAAGGCAUUGUAUUGGAAAAGGCAUCAAUCAAUUUUAUGAUUAUAUCAUA
Messenger RNA from Cornus florida, 1522 nucleotides. RefSeq names its product probable protein phosphatase 2C 25. Gene Ontology annotation, biological process: protein dephosphorylation. The record is from RefSeq and is a predicted model, not a curated record. Lineage: Eukaryota; Viridiplantae; Streptophyta; Magnoliopsida; Cornales; Cornaceae. The transcript has 3 exons. Gene Ontology annotation, molecular function: cation binding; protein serine/threonine phosphatase activity. Bases 119 to 1285 code for a protein of 388 amino acids.